Salvia splendens (bonfire salvia) is the source of this 435-nucleotide messenger RNA. RefSeq lists its product as uncharacterized. The coding region runs from base 1 to 435 and encodes 144 amino acids. The record is from RefSeq and is a predicted model, not a curated record. Gene Ontology annotation, biological process: DNA integration. Gene Ontology annotation, molecular function: nucleic acid binding. NCBI's taxonomy places the organism in Eukaryota, Viridiplantae, Streptophyta, Magnoliopsida, Lamiales, Lamiaceae. The transcript is spliced from 2 exons.
AUGAGGAAAUAUGGCAUUCACCACAAGCUAUCUACUCCUUACCACCCUCAAUCAAAUGGUCAGGCGGAAGUCUCAAAUAGGGAAAUCAAUGUUAUUCUAGAGAAAACAUUUAACCCAUCAAGAAAGGACUGGAGUAAACGACUCAACGAUGCUUUAUGGGCUUAUCAAAAUGCAUUCAAAACUCCCAUUGGAAUGUCGCCCUACAGGCUUAUAUUUGGCAAGAUGUGCCACCUCCCUGUCGGCGUUGAACAUAAGGCUUAUUGGGCAGUCAAGGAGAUGAAUAUGAAGCUCCAGGCCUAUGAAGAGGAUAGAAAGCUUCAAUUGCAAGAGUUGGAGGAACUUAGACUUGAGUCGUAUGACGCUGCGAUGUGGGAUAGUUCAGAGAUGUGCGUGGUGGAGGAAACUCCACUACGCAUGCUCUCCAAUAUUGCCUAA